UGUGGAUUUGGGGGUUGGCUGUCAUUCGUAAUAAACAUCUGAGAUAAGAGCUGCCCAGCCGACAGUGCCCCAUCUCAGGGUCGAGUCUCCCAAAAUGGCCGGCAAUCGCGAUUGCGCUAUGGAGCAGCUGAAGCAUUGGCAGGAGCAGCGAGGCUCGCAGAAACCUGAUUCCUUAACCACAGGAGCGGGAAUCCCAGUAGGAAAUAAGCUGGAUAUCAUGACCAUUGGUCCAAGAGGCCCACUCUUGGUUCAGGAUGUGAUUUUCACUGAUGAGAUGGCACACUUUGACCGAGAAAGGAUUCCUGAGAGAGUUGUGCAUGCCAAAGGAGCCGGAGCAUUUGGCUAUUUUGAAGUGACUCAUGAUAUCACCAAAUACUGCAAAGCAAAGAUAUUUGAGCACAUUGGCAAAAGAACUCCAAUGGCUAUUCGAUUUUCAACUGUUGCUGGAGAAUCAGGCUCAGCUGAUACAGUGCGUGACCCUCGAGGCUUUGCAAUGAAAUUCUAUACUGAAGAUGGAAAUUGGGAUCUUGUAGGGAACAACACUCCCAUCUUCUUCAUUAGAGAUGCAAUGCUGUUUCCAUCUUUUAUCCAUACCCAAAAGAGGAAUCCACAGACACAUCUGAAAGAUCCAGACAUGGUAUGGGAUUUCUGGAGUCUUCGUCGUGAGUCUCUGCACCAGGUAUCAUUCAUGUUCAGUGAUCGUGGCAUUCCCGAUGGGCACCGUCACAUGAAUGGCUAUGGGUCACAUACUUUUAAGCUAGUGAAUGCUUGUGGCAAUGCAAUAUACUGCAAAUUUCAUGUAAAGACUGAUCAAGGAAUUAAAAACCUUCCUGUCAAAGAAGCAGAAAGACUGGCUUCUGAAGAUCCUGACUAUAGCCUGCGUGAUCUUUACAAUGCGAUUGCCAGUGGAAACUUCCCCUCUUGGACUUUCUAUAUUCAGGUUAUGACAUUUGAACAAGCCGAGAGAUUUCCAUUUAAUCCUUUUGAUGUAACAAAGGUUUGGCCUCACAAAGAUUAUCCACUAAUUCCUGUGGGAAAAGUUACCUUAAACCGAAAUCCCAUCAAUUAUUUUGCCGAAGUGGAACAAAUGGCCUUUGACCCAAGCAACAUGCCUCCAGGAAUUGAACCUAGCCCUGAUAAAAUGUUACAGGGUCGUCUUUUCUCAUAUCCGGAUACCCACAGACACCGCCUGGGACCCAACUACCUUCAAAUUCCUGUAAAUUGUCCAUACCGAGCUAGAGUGGCCAACUAUCAGAGAGAUGGGUUUAUGUGCAUAUCUGAUAACCAGGGUGGUGCCCCAAACUAUUACCCAAAUAGUUUUAGUGGCCCUGAAGAGCAGCCCACUUUGAAGGAGAGCCGUAUGUCUACUUCAGGCGAUGUACAACGCUUUAAUAGUUCAGUUGAGGAUAACGUCUCGCAAGUACGAGACUUCUUUGUCAAAGUACUGAAUGAGGAAGAGCGCAAGAGACUUUGUGAGAACAUUGCUAACCAUCUUAAGGAUGCUCAGCUCUUCAUUCAGAAGAAAGCCGUGAAAAACUUUAUGGAUGUUCAUCCUGAUUAUGGUGCAGGCGUUCAAGCCCACCUGGAUAGACACAAUGCUAAAGGAAAAACAAAGGAUCAUAUUCAUACUUACACACAAACUUCAUUUACUGGAAAGGAGAAAUCUCAUUUGUAAAUGGCAUAGUCUGUGAUGACCAGUCACUUUGGACAUCUUUAUCUGAAAUCCUUCCAACUGGAAAAUGAGCUAUGAAAGGCUUUACAUGUAAUGGAAUUGCCCUCUAUGCUGUUAACUGCAAUACAAAACCAAGUAUGAUUCUGAUUUUAGAAACAAAUUGAUUUAAACAUAUAGAUUAUUAAUGCUGAAUCUAUCCUGACAAUACCUUUGAAAUGUUAUGUCGGAAAUACAUUAGUAUAACAACUUUGUAUUUAAUUUUGCUUAUUAACAUGUUUUGUUCUUGUAAUUGGUCUUGCAUUCAUUUACCAAAAGAACAUACGUUGCUGUGUUUGAUACCUUUUAUUGGCAAUGCUGGCAUUAGUAUUAUAACAAAUAAUUUUCAAAUGGAUAUUAACAAUUAAAGAGCAGAUUUUAAGAAAUAUACAUGUACGCAAAUCUUUUUAACAGCAAAUCUCCACAUUGUACAUUUAAAAACUAUUAUAAAGUACUUGAGGGAGAAUUACGUUUAAAUGCAAAACUUAACCUGCGCUAUGAAAGCUUUAUAUAUAAUGAUACUAUGUUCUAAGCUGUUAGCUGCAAUACAAAAACAUUCAAAUUUGAAGAUGCUUUAAAAAGAAACUAUAUAGUUUCAUGCUGAAUCUGUAAUGACAGUAACUCUGAAAUGGCAUGUCUGAGGUAUUAGUGUAACAAUUUUGUGUUUGUUUUUGCAUAUUAAUCAAAACAUUUGUAUUCUGGUAACAAAUCUCACAUUUAUUCACCAAAAGAAUUAUGUAAUGACUUAUAUCUUUUAUUGGCAAUGCUGAUUUGUUAGUAUUAUAACAAAUCAUUUUCAAAUAGAUAUUAACAAUUAAAGAGCAGAUUUUAAGAAAUAUACAUGUACGCAAAUCUUUUUAACAGCAAAUCUCCACAUUGUACAUUUAAAAACUAUUAUAAAGUACUUGAGGGAGAAUUACGUUUAAAUGCAAAACUUAACCUGCGCUAUGAAAGCUUUAUAUAUAAUGAUACUAUGUUCUAAGCUGUUAGCUGCAAUACAAAAACAUUCAAAUUUGAAGAUGCUUUAAAAAGAAACUAUAUAGUUUCAUGCUGAAUCUGUAAUGACAGUAACUCUGAAAUGGCAUGUCUGAGGUAUUAGUGUAACAAUUUUGUGUUUGUUUUUGCAUAUUAAUCAAAACAUUUGUAUUCUGGUAACAAAUCUCACAUUUAUUCACCAAAAGAAUUAUGUAAUGACUUAUAUCUUUUAUUGGCAAUGCUGAUUUGUUAGUAUUAUAACAAAUCAUUUUCAAAUAGAUAUUAACAAUUAAAGAGCAGAUUUUAAGAAAUAUACAUGUACGCAAAUCUUUUUAACAGCAAAUCUCCACAUUGUACAUUUAAAAACUAUUAUAAAGUACUUGAGGGAGAAUUACGUUUAAAUGCAAAACUUAACCUGCGCUAUGAAAGCUUUAUAUAUAAUGAUACUAUGUUCUAAGCUGUUAGCUGCAAUACAAAAACAUUCAAAUUUGAAGAUGCUUUAAAAAGAAACUAUAUAGUUUCAUGCUGAAUCUGUAAUGACAGUAACUCUGAAAUGGCAUGUCUGAGGUAUUAGUGUAACAAUUUUGUGUUUGUUUUUGCAUAUUAAUCAAAACAUUUGUAUUCUGGUAACAAAUCUCACAUUUAUUCACCAAAAGAAUUAUGUAAUGACUUAUAUCUUUUAUUGGCAAUGCUGAUUUGUUAGUAUUAUAACAAAUCAUUUUCAAAUAGAUAUUAACAAUUAAAGAGCAAAUUUUAAGAAAUAUACAUGUAUGCAAAUCUUUUUAACAGCAAAUCUCCACAUUGUACAUUUAAAAACUAUUAUAAAGUACUUGUGGGAGAAUUAUGUUUAAAUGCAAAACUUUAACCUGUGCUAUGAAAGCCUUAUAUAUAAUGAUAUUAUGUUCUAAGUUGCAAUAUAAAAACAUUCAAAUUUGAAAAUCCUUUAAAAAGAAACUAUGUAGAUUAUUCAUGCUGAAUCUGUAAUGACAAUAACUCUGAAAUGGCAUGUCUGAGGUAUUAGUGUAACAAUUUUGUGGGGGGUUUUGCAUAUUAAAACAUGAUUUGUAUUCUGGUAACAAAUCUCACAUUUAUUCACCACAAGAAUAUGACUUAAUCUUUUAUUGGCAAUGCUGAUAUUUGUACUGUAACAAGUAAAUGAAAUCCUUAUUAAAUAGAUACUAACAAUUAGAGCAAUUGUAAAGAAAUAGGCUUUAUAUAUGAAUCUUUUUAACAGAAAGCCUCCAUUCAUAUAGUAUACUUUAGAAUUAUUAAAAUUCUUGAGGGAUGAUGUUAAGUGUAAUUUUUACUUCUUCUUGGGCUAAUUGUUUCUUUUGCUGGUUCAGGAUGGAUUACAACAGCAGACUUUUGAAACAAAAAAAAAUUGGAACAUUUUUACAAUGCUUAUUCUACAAUAAAAUUCUCAUAAAAAGUC
Candoia aspera is the source of this 4115-nucleotide messenger RNA. RefSeq names its product catalase (gene CAT). The transcript is spliced from 13 exons. Gene Ontology annotation, molecular function: catalase activity; heme binding. Gene Ontology annotation, biological process: hydrogen peroxide catabolic process; response to hydrogen peroxide. The record is from RefSeq and is a predicted model, not a curated record. The coding region runs from base 95 to 1675 and encodes 526 amino acids. Gene Ontology annotation, cellular component: cytoplasm; peroxisome; mitochondrion. Lineage: Eukaryota; Metazoa; Chordata; Lepidosauria; Squamata; Candoiidae.